AUGGCCAUGUCGAUCUCCUUCGCCGCCGCCGCAACCACCACCCCGUUGAGGACCCCUUUCGCCCCCCAGAUCUCCGCCUUCCCCGCCACGCUCUCGUGUCCGUUCUCCCCCGCCCGGAAGCCGAUCUCCGUCACCUGCUCCUCCACCGCGCUCCAUACCCCGCCGCCCGCCGCCUCCUCCUCUUCCUCCGCGGACCGCGUCUUCAACUUCGCCGCCGGCCCCGCCACCCUCCCGGAGAACGUCCUCCUCCGCGCCCAGUCCGAGCUCUACAACUGGCGCGGCUCCGGCAUGUCCGUCAUGGAGAUGAGCCACCGCGGCAAGGAGUUUCUAUCCAUCAUCCAGAAGGCCGAAUGGGACCUUCGCUCCCUCCUCGCAGUCCCGCCGGAGUAUUCCGUCCUCUUCCUCCAGGGCGGCGCCACCACCCAGUUCGCCGCCGUCCCUCUCAACCUCUGCAAGCCGGGCGACGCCGUCGACUACGUCGUCACCGGAUCCUGGAGCGACAAGGCCUUCAAGGAGGCCGCCAAGUACUGCAACCCUAGAUCCAUCUGGAGCGGCAAAUCCGACAAGUACACCAAGAUCCCGAGCUUCCACGCCCUCGACCAAACCCCCGGCGCCCGAUACCUCCACAUCUGCGCCAACGAAACCAUCCACGGCGUCGAAUUCAAGGAUUACCCCAUCCCCGCCGGCGAGAACGAGGUCCUCGUCGCCGACAUGUCCUCCAAUUUCUGCUCCAAACCCGUCGACGUCACCAAAUUCGGCCUGAUCUACGCAGGGGCACAGAAAAACGUCGGCCCCUCGGGCGUCACCAUCGUGAUCGUCCGAUCAGAUCUGAUCGGAAACUCCCAGCCGGCAACCCCCGUGAUGCUCGACUACAAGAUCCACGCGGACAACAACUCUCUGUACAACACGCCCCCGUGCUACGGAAUCUACAUGUGCGGGCUCGUUUUCGAGGACCUCUUGGCCCAAGGCGGGCUGGCCGAGGUCGAGAGGAAGAACGCAAAGAAGGCGGGCAUCUUGUACGACGCCAUUGACGGCAGCAAGGGGUUUUACAGGUGCCCUGUGGAGAAGGAGGUGAGGUCGUUGAUGAAUGUGCCGUUUACACUGGCUAAGCCCGAGCUGGAGGCCGAGUUUGUGAAGAUGGCAGCCAAGGAGAAUAUGGUGCAGCUCAAGGGGCACAGGUCGGUCGGGGGCAUGAGAGCCUCCAUCUACAAUGCCAUGCCGCUCGCCGGAGUGGAGAAGCUGGUGGCCUUCAUGAAGGAUUUUCAGGCCAGGCAUGACGGUUAA
Messenger RNA from Striga hermonthica, 1284 nucleotides. NCBI's taxonomy places the organism in Eukaryota, Viridiplantae, Streptophyta, Magnoliopsida, Lamiales, Orobanchaceae. The record is from the annotation of a GenBank genome assembly.